Betta splendens (Siamese fighting fish) is the source of this 860-nucleotide messenger RNA. RefSeq names its product DELTA-actitoxin-Aeq1c-like. Gene Ontology annotation, cellular component: pore complex. NCBI's taxonomy places the organism in Eukaryota, Metazoa, Chordata, Actinopteri, Anabantiformes, Osphronemidae. Gene Ontology annotation, biological process: monoatomic cation transport; pore complex assembly; cytolysis in another organism. The record is from RefSeq and is a predicted model, not a curated record. Gene Ontology annotation, molecular function: channel activity. Bases 177 to 671 code for a protein of 164 amino acids. The transcript is spliced from 3 exons.
UGCGUCUGUGUGUGCGCACGCACGCACACACGCACAGAAAACCCGCAGAGCUGCAGGUUUCCUGUGUUUCCUCUCACGCCCUUUAUAAGAACAACUCAGCAGCUGCAGCCUCACAUCUCUGGCGGCGCCAACUUCACCCACUGCUGUGUCCUCACCCCUCUCCAGGUCCAGACACCAUGUCCAUCCCAACCCAUCGUCAGUGCACCAUUGAGAUCCAGAACAAAUGCUCGGUGUACGUGCUGUGUAACCCACACGUUCACACCGUCAGCGGAUCCUGUGAGAAACCUCUGGCACCAACGCUCAGCCCCUCUGAGUCUGGCAGCGCUCUGUUCAUCAAGACUCCUCACACUGCCUGUGGAUCUGUGGGCGUGUUCACUUACGAUCUGCACAACAUUUCUGCAGACACGUUUGGUGGCAGAAUCGCUGUGAUGUUCUCAGUUCCUUACGACUUCAACUUCUACUCCAAUUGGUACGGUGUAGGCGUGUUUGGGCUGGACAGGCAGUGUGGGAAACAACUGUUUGAACAGAUGUACAACAAUGCGGAGAGAGGCUUUGUCAGGGGCAAAGCCAAAGGGCCCAGCUUGACCCACAAAGGCAGCGGUGUCACCGUCAGAGCCACCAUGUCUGACAGUUACCAGCCAGUCAUGAAGGUCCAGGUGUCUGACAACUGAAACAAGACACAGGCUGCAACUGACUACAUUACCACAACCAGUAUAUACACAUGAAAGCGCAUUCUAAUCAGUCACUUUGUUUUAUACUUGUCAUAUUAAUGGUGGUGUUAUUAAGUCAUUUGGAACAGAAAUACAUUUCCUGAACAUCUUUGUAAUGCAAAGAAAUAAACUGAGAAAACAUGGUCUGAA